This is a messenger RNA of Lineus longissimus, 3923 nucleotides long. RefSeq lists its product as uncharacterized. The transcript has 3 exons. The record is from RefSeq and is a predicted model, not a curated record. The coding region runs from base 35 to 2275 and encodes 746 amino acids. NCBI's taxonomy places the organism in Eukaryota, Metazoa, Nemertea, Pilidiophora, Heteronemertea, Lineidae.
CUUGGUCGGACAGGUUGAUAUUCAGUGAAUAGAGAUGUCUUUGAUUUGUGGGAGAGAUUUGUGGAGAUAUAUACAUACAUGUAUAUGCCUACCGUGUCAAUCCCUGAAGUCUUGGACAAGAAUCCUUGGAUUGAUGGUUGUCGUCACGUUGAUCAUUUUCCUGUUCAACCUCAAGAUCCUGAACUUCGGGAAUGACAAAGUACACCAGCGCUUGAAACCUGCUUCAUCCAGGUAUACUGGAAAGACGAAAUCAACUGCUAGAUGUAAUCAGGUAACUCUACAUCGGGUUCAAAUGAACUGCGACAAAUGGGUGGUGGUCACCACGAUCUUCAAUUUGACCGACGCCGUGAAGGACCUACUGAUGAUGCCAAAGUGGUGUAUGGUACUGGUCGGUGACAAGAAAGGCCCAAAAGAAGUACCGUCAUUUCCCAAUCUGAUCUUCCUAGACGUUGCCUGGCAGGAGCGCUGUCCGUACCAUAUCUGCCAGCAUAUUCCAUGGAAUCAUUUCAGUCGCAAAAACAUUGGCUUCAUGUACGCCGUGGCUAACGGGGCCAAGUGGAUAUACGACACCGACGACGACAACUUCCCCAAGUUUCCUAAAGCCGAGCCGCUUUUGGAUUCGUCGAUCAGAUUCGAUCUAAUACAGGUCCCUGGACACGUGUACAAUCCCUACAUUCCAUAUAUCAAACCCGACACAACAUUUUGGCCGAGGGGGUUGCCACUGGAUAAAAUCAAAGAUUCCGACACGAAGAACAUGAAAGUGAUCGGUACCGUCAAACCGGAAAAGGUCGCGGUGAUUAACUAUUUAGCCCAAACCGACCCCGACGUUGACGCGAUCUACAGACUGACGCAGAAAAUUCCUUUUCAGUUCGAGAUGGUGGAGAAGUAUCACGCUCUACCGCAUUACAUCAUGUCACCCUACAACGCCCAGGCAACGAUGCAUGCACAGUUCGCCUUUUGGGGUCUGCUUCUGCCGGCAAGCGUAGACAUGCGUGUCACGGAUAUAUGGCGGUCGUAUUUCACUCAACGGUUAGUCUGGGACACCGACGGUCACAUCGCUUUCGGUCCGCCAUACGUCAAUCAAAUCCGCAACGCGCAUUCGUAUAUGGUCGAUUUUCACAAUGAAAUUGAUGUCUACCUUAAAACCAGCAGACUGAUCAAAUUCCUGGUGAACUGGAUCCCGAAAACCGUUUCGUUGGCGCAGAACAUGAUCGACCUUUACAUAGAACUCUACCAAAUCGAUAUUAUCGGGAGGGCCGAUAUCGAUUUAGCCAUAGCUUGGAUACGCGAUCUGGAAUGUGUCGGCUAUACCUUUCCGCCAGUCAAAGUUGCGAAAGACUACGUGUAUUUAAUUCAAGGUGCAAGCGUCACGAUGCACGAUCAACUUGUAUCAAACUCGAAUCGAGAUGUUCUAUGGCUGACGUACGAAACGGAGUCUGGCGAUCUUUACCGGCCGAAUAGCACGUGGACCAGUGGAAGGAAUCUUCAGCUGGAACACGCCGUUGAACGCGGGAGCCGAAUGUCGGAGAAGGGUUAUAAGUAUUUCAUCUUUCUCGACGACGACGCUAAACUGUCGUUCAGUAUUAAUGGUCGAAGAUGGAAAGAUGAAGGCGGUUGCAAUAGCGACGAUGUGUGGACAUGCUUUGAACAGUUCUUGGGCGCUCACGAGCCGGCAGUCAGCUAUCCAUACUACACAUAUACUGGACAUUUCUAUGACAAGAAUUCAAUGGUCAAUACAAACUACCAUAUCGAUCCAAUGAUGGUGGCUUUUCACCGUGACACAUUAUCUUUCCUACUGCCCUACAGUACUGAGUUUGAAGCGCAAUCCUGGUGGGCAUCGGGUGUUAUCUGUGCUGGCCUGGCCAACAUGCUGUAUAGCACCAACACGUUUCAGUUCAAUGUUCUUCAUAGCAUCAAUUCGAGACCAAAUCAUCCGGGCAAUACUAAAUACAAGACGGAUGGGAAUCAACCCGGUCAAUUGCAAUUCCUGCUAUCGGCCCUUCUGCCGACUGUCGAUGGAAAGCAGAAUCCGUUGUUGAACAGUACCUCGCUGCGUUUGGCCCCGAGGAUUAACGGCAAGCCCAAUCUGAAGAAAAAUAAAACCUACAUCGUUGACUACGCGUUCAUUAAAAAGUACUUUAAGCUCGAUCAUAAGUUUUCGCAAAGUCGGCUAAACUGGCUGAAAAAUCCCGUGAUCAAAAGAAUUCUAUUCGGGGGCAUAGACGUAACUGAAUUUGACAAUUCAUUCAAUCCUGAUUAUUCUUAUCCGAUCUAACAGGUCAAACUGUAGUAUCAUUCGCAUAGAGUUUCACCUUACACCGACUUCGUGGAAAUCUCAUCAACCCUGAUUAACGGCAUGUUUGAAGAACGGAUUUUAUCUUUGAAACGGACAAAUUAUCACCCAGGUCCGACUACACCUGCCUAAAACUCCUGGAAGAUCGACUGCAUCUCUAGGACUCGGAUCAAUGCUUAGUUAUAUAGACAAACUCGAGCUUUUACUUUUUGGCCGUCUGUGCAAUCAGAAAAAUGGUUGUACCCUAAAACGAGUUUUUCUCUUCGCUUAUGUGUACAUGUAUAUAUAACUGGAUCAAAAAGUAAAAUGGGCACACGUGGAAUGAUGAUUCCUGAUUUCUUAAAUGCCCUUAAACGAUACAAUCUUUCGAUUCAAUUAUUUCCUGAACACAUUUGUGAAACACGCAGAAUUUCCCGAUCCCAAAAUGUGGAAUAAGAUUGUAAAUAACAGUGUAAAUGACUACUACUUUAACUAGAAUGGAUAUCCGGUGUGUGCGCAUGAUUCGGCGAAAUAAAAGACUCCUAUGGAUUUCACCAUGCUGGUUAUAUCAGCACGCAAAUAUAGAUAUUUAAGGUUUCAGUUCGCUUUCUUAGUAUUGUUAUUAAUGGUUAAAUCAAGUUUAAUUGAAUGUUAAUUAUGUAAAACUCAUUGUUCUGACAUUGUUGAUCAUAUCAUUUUACACUGCGAAGACCUCAUUCCGCAAAAAGAUAAACUUUAAAAAAAAUUAAUAGAAGUUACGGACAUUUCCCUUUUCCAGAGAUUUAUUUAUUUAUUUACAUAACAAUUCUACGGAGCCUUUCCAAAAUCGUUGUUCUAACUACCUCUUUCCCCCUUGGGACCCUUUCUGCUCAAUGUAAAGUCAUUAAUUUUAAGUGCUGUAGAUAGCGAUCAUCUCUGUAUUUAACUGCACCCUGUAGCGUGUUUGCGUAUGUUUGUGUGUAUGUUCAUUAAUUAGUCCGUCUCUAUCUCCGAAACUAUGACACCAGAUAACUCCACCACGAAUAUGGCUGGCACGAGUGGACAAAAUUCAGAAUUAUGCCACGACAUAAAUAGGAAUUGUGGUGCACCAUAAAUCAACCAAUCAAAACAUCUGAUCUCGUGAAUCAUGCCGCGGCAGAAUUCAGAAUUAUGCCACGGCAUAAAUAGGAAUUGUGGUGUGGCAUAAUUAGACCAAUCAGAAGGUGGCAAUCGUUUUAUUUAUGGUGCGGCAUAAAUCGCACUUCCGUCCACAAUUCCUAUUUAUGCCGCGGCGCAAUUCACGAGAUCCGAUGUUUUGAUUUAUGGUGCACCACAAUUCCGAUUUAUGCCGUGGUAUAAUUCUGAAUUCUGUCCACUCGCGCCAGCCAUACAUGAACCCGUCAGUUAACAUUCACCAUGACUUACAAUCAUGACCUGCUUAUUUAUGGUUGGUUGAUGCAUGAAAUAAGACAUAAGAAGGCUGUCGUAUUCAAAACUGGCCAGCCUAGUCUUAAACCUCAACUUCUGCUAUUUGACCAGGUAUGACUGAUAGGCCUUGCUAUAUGAUAGGCUUUUGCUAGGGUCAUGAAUAUUCACCAUUAAGGUGGACCUAGUGACUUUUCUUUGUCUGGUGUUAUAGUUCCGAAGAUAGAGUAUAUACACCUAGCCUACA